AAAAACCAAAAUUUUCGCGCGGCCCUUUGGAGAAAUCAGUGAGCGAUCGAGAGCUACAGGAAGAGGAAGGAGAAUAGCUGAAUGGGAGUGCAUGGACUCUGGGAGCUUCUGGCCCCGGUAGGGCGUCGCGUUUCCGUCGAAACCCUAACCGGGAAAAAGCUUGCAAUCGAUGCCAGCAUAUGGAUGAUUCAGUUCAUGAAGGCGAUUCGGGACGAGCGAGGUGAAAUGGUCCGCAACGCCCAUAUUCUCGGCUUCUUUCGCCGCAUAUGCAAACUCCUCUUCCUCCGCACGAAACCCGUCUUCGUCUUCGAUGGUGGUACUCCCGCACUGAAAAGACGCACAGUCGCCGCAAGACGCCGACACCGUGAGAACGCUCGCGCCAAGAUCCGUAAGACCGCUGAGAAACUGCUACUCAAUCAUCUCAAAUCAAAAAGGCUUGAAGAAUUGGCUGAGGGAAUUAAGAGAAGCAAGUCCGAGGUGAAGGACAAUUUGAAGGGCGAGCAAGUCGAUUCAGUGGAUAAUGGUAGUACUUGCUCGGGAAAAGAUAGCUGUUCUGGACAAAGCAGACAGGGUUUUGAUAGAGCUAGUAACCAAGAAAGGCUCGAUGAGCUGCUAGCCGCAUCAAUUUCUGCGGAGGAAGAAGCAAAGCUGGCGGGCAAUGAACCAGUGCCUACCGAGGAUGUUAAUUAUGAAGAGGACGGUGAAAAGGAUGAUGAAGAAGAGAUGAUUUUUCAUGUAAAUAGUGGGAACAUUGAUCCUGCUGUGUUGGCUGCUCUACCACCUUCCAUCCAGUUGGACCUUCUAGAUCAGAUGCGGGAGAGGUUGAUGGCUGACAACAGACAAAAGUAUCAAAAAAUUAAGAAGGUUCCUGCAAAGUUUUCUGAACUACAAAUACAGUCAUAUCUUAAAACUGUUGCUUUUCGGCGAGAAAUAGAUGAAGUUCAGAAAUGUGCUUCUGGUAGGGGAUUUGGAGGUUUGCAAACAUCAAGGAUUGCUUCUGAAGCUAAUCGGGAAUACAUAUUUUCCUCAUCUUUUACCGGUGAUAAACAGUUGCUGACUCCGACAUGCGCUGAGAAAAAAGGUAGUGUUAUUAAUCAAGAAAUAAGGACAACUGGUUCAGAUAAAGCCAAGCGAAAAAUAUUUAUGAGCCCAUCAAAACCCACCGAUGACAUGAGUUUUGAUGUGGUUACAGGGGAUUUGCCUCAGGAUGUUGAGACAUACAUGGAUGAGAGGGGGCGUGUUCGAGUUAGUAGAGUUAGGGGACUUGGUAUUCAUAUGACUCGGGAUUUAAAACGGAAUUUGGAUUUGAUGAAAGAGCAUGAGGAAGUGUCUUUUAAGAAGAAUUUUAAUAAAAUCCCUAAUGAUGCUUCUGAUUUUUCGAAAGGUCAGUCCCAAACUGACGUCAUUCGAAAACCCUCUUUUAUAAAUGAGAAAAAUAGCCACUGCACUAGUGCAUCCUCAGCUACUGAGGAAAAAUAUGAAGAAAUAAGCAGAAAUGCUGGGAAAUCAACCACAGUUUUUGGAAAGGAUGCUGCCAUUGAGAUAUCCUUUUUAGAAGAUGAAAUUGGAUCCAAAACUAUGAUUGAUAACUAUUUCAUGAAUCUGGUUUCUGAAGUUCCAACAACAGAAUUAAUUUCUGAACACAUAUCCUUGGAGAAAAACAAUGAUAAUUUUGAGUCAGAAUGCAUUUGGGAGGUUGGGAUGGUUGGUGAACAAAACUUAAGCUUAAAAGGUGAUGAUGAUACUCAAUCGCCAUUUGUUGAAAGUAAAGGUUGUGAAGAAGAUGAAAUUUUGUGGGAGGACAGUGCUUCCCUUUUAUCUCAUUCAGAGGAAACUGAUAAGUUAGUUUCAUUAGGAUUCCUUGAAGAAGAUGCUGAGCUGAACGAAGCAAUAAGAAGAAGUCUUGAGGAUGCCAAAUUGAAGCAGUCUUCAUCUGUGGUUCUUGUUGAGGCAAAUAUGUGUAAAACUAUUGAGGAUCAAGGUUCACUAAUGGCAGGUAAAAAUGAUCCAAACAUUGAAACUCCAAUCAAGAAGGAUCAGUUGCAAAGUGUUGUGGAUUCUCUCGAAGAAAGGGUGUGCUUUGGUAGGAGCAAUGCCCAUCAGUUCGAGGAAAGUGAUAAGGCAGUUUCUUUAGGAUUCCUUGAAGAAGAAGCUGAUCUGAACGAAGCAAUAAGAAGAAGUCUUGAGGAUGUCAAAUUGAAGCAGCCUUCAUCUGUGGUUCUUGUUGAGGCAAAUAUGAGUGCAACUAUUGAUGAUCAAAGUUUAUUAAUGUCAGGUAAAAAUGGUCCAAAUAUUGAAACUCCAAUUGAGAAGGAUCAGUUGCAAAGUGUUGUGGAUUUUCUCGAAGAAAGGGAGUGCCUUGGUAGGAGCAAUGCCCAUCAGUUCAUUUCUUCUCACAAUGAGAUUUUUUCAAAAUUUCCGCUUUCUGUGGACAGGUUUGAUGGAGAAUCAACUCGGAAUGAUUAUAAAAGCAAUUUAGCUGUUUGUAACAGUGAUGUAGGGUUAUCACAUGAUAUUCAGGUUAUGGAGCAAGGCAUAAAUCAGUCAUCACAUGGAAAUCUAUGCAAAAUUGCUUCUAAAGUGGUUGCAGAUGAGCCUAAGUCGGGCAAAAUUGAUGACCAUGUCCUCGAGAAUUAUCCUAGCAUUGGUUUUGAAAAUCCAUAUAGCAGACUUGACACUUGUCUUGGCAAUGUUCUGAAUAAUUCUGUGGCUUUCCCUUCAACUAAUACUUUGGGAAUAAGUUCAAGCAAAUCCUCUUCUUCUGUUGCAAUGCUUGGCAUCGACCUUUCUAGAAUAAAUUCAGCAGAGAAAAUGGCUGCUAGUAUUGAUAAAAUGCAACAAUUGACAGACAAUGACGUUUACAAGGAUUCUGCUGAAGGGUUGAGUUUUGGAGACCAAACUUCAAUGCAAGAGGAAGAUAACAUUGCAAAAUCAGAAGCCAAUUUGCAUGAUGAGAUUUCACUUCUUAAACAGGAACGUGCAUUCCUUGGAGAUGAACAGAGAAAACUUGAACGCAAUGCAGAGUCCGUUAGUAGUGAGAUGUUUGCUGAAUGUCAGGAACUCCUUCAAAUGUUUGGUUUGCCAUAUAUAAUUGCGCCUAUGGAAGCAGAAGCACAAUGCGCUUAUAUGGAAAUGAAUAAUCUUGUUGAUGGCAUCGUAACAGAUGACUCUGAUGUAUUCUUAUUUGGAGCUCGGAAUGUAUACAAGAACAUUUUUGAUGAUCGCAAGUAUGUAGAAACAUAUUUUAUGAAGGACAUUGAGAAUGAGCUUGGCCUUAGCAGGGAAAAAUUAAUUCGCUUAGCAUUGCUUCUAGGGAGUGAUUAUACUGAGGGUGUCAGUGGUAUAGGAAUUGUAAAUGCCAUCGAAGUUAUCAAUGGAUUUCCUGAGAAAGAUGGCUUUAUAAAAUUUAAGGAAUGGGUUGAAUCUCCUGAUCUUGGUAUUUUACAUGGUUCUCAGUACAUUGUUAAUUUAAAUAGAAGUUCUUCAAAUACAAAUGGCAACGCUGCAGAUGGAAUGGAGAACAAUAUUGUGUGUUCUGCUUCCAAAGACAGUGUUCUAGGUGUUGAUCAAUCAUCUGGCAGUACUAUUCCUGAUGCAAAGAAACUGACCUUUAUGGAUAAACAUAGAAAUGUGAGCAAGAACUGGCAUUUUCCUCCAUCAUUUCCUAGUGAUUCAGUUAUAAAUGCCUAUAUUUCUCCUCAAAUUGAUGAGUCAAUUGAGCCUUUUGCAUGGGGAAAGCCAGAUUUGCCUUUACUUCGCAAGACCUGCUGGGAAAAAUUUGGUUGGCCUAGUCAGAAGGCUGAUGAUCUGCUUGUACCUGUUUUGAAGGAGUACAACAAGCAUGAGACUCAACUCAGGAUGGAAGCGUUUUACUCAUUUAAUGAAAGGUUUGCAAAAAUACGUAGUCAACGUAUCAAGAAGGCUGUGAAAGGCAUUACUGGUAUUAAUUCGUCAGAAUUAACUGAUAUUAUAGAUGGUGGAUCCAGCUCUACAAAAAAGAGAUCGAUCACCCGUCGUAACAAGGGACAAUCUGAGCUUGAGAAUCACACAGAUCCUACCACAAAUGAAAGGAAGUCAGCAAAGCAUUGUAGAAAGAAAGCUCCAAUCCGAACUUCCCCACUGCGAGGCAAAUGCAAACGAGGUGAACUUUUGAAUGAGAAGCUGACAGAAUCUUCUGACGACGAAAUGCACAGGUCUAGCAUGAAGCUAGUAGAGUCUCCACCAAAAAUGCGUAGGUCAACCCGGCAGCGGAGGCAAGUUAACUAUGCUGAAGGUACUGCAGAAGCCGCCUUACAGCAUGAUGAAAUGGUCACGAAAGCCACAACGUUUUGCAGCGAGGCUGACUGUUCCAAACAACAGAUGAUGUCGCAAGAUUACCUACAUAGUGGGGGUGGUUUCUGCUCAGAAGAGAAUGAAAUCUCAGAGAAACAGCCUUCGCCUGCAACCGAGAGUCGACGGCCCCGGCCCCUGGAGGAUGGAGAAAACAGUAACUUUCUUGUUACUGGAGGAGGAUUCUGCGUGGAUGAUGAAACAAAUUCUUGUGCGUCAAUGGCAGCUGGAAGUCUUAAAGAGGAGCUUAGUGAAGCCAACCACCACGGAAUUGAGCCCAAUCUCGGGUUUAGUGGCCAAGGUGAAGCUGCUUAUGAAAAACUGAUUGUGCUUGAAAAUUUGGGUGGGGAGGAGUCCAAGGUGGGGAAUGUUGCAGCCCAAAGUUUCUUGAGUUCCAUGCCUUCACUUAAACGUAAGCGAAAAAAAUCAAUGUACGUUUGAUUCCAACAGCUUGUUUUGCUGAAAUUUUCCUCAAAGAGGUCGGAGUGUUUUAAUAGUUUAUUACAGAAAUAUUGUAAAUAUGCUGCAACAAUCAAUUCUCACCACACCACCGUCCUUUUCCUUUUCCUUUUCCUUUUCCUUUUCCUUUUCCUUUUCCUUUUCCGCCUGAUUAUCUUUCAUUAAGGAUGGCGAUAAUUAUGAAUAUCGAAUUGAAGAUCAAUGGG
Messenger RNA from Phalaenopsis equestris, 4994 nucleotides. Its product is annotated as DNA repair protein UVH3. Gene Ontology annotation, cellular component: nucleus. Lineage: Eukaryota; Viridiplantae; Streptophyta; Magnoliopsida; Asparagales; Orchidaceae. The record is from RefSeq and is a predicted model, not a curated record. The transcript is spliced from 15 exons. Gene Ontology annotation, biological process: nucleotide-excision repair. The coding region runs from base 82 to 4770 and encodes 1562 amino acids. Gene Ontology annotation, molecular function: single-stranded DNA binding; DNA endonuclease activity.